UUUAACAUACUCUGUGUCCAAUACUAUUCCUUUGAUAACCGCGAGGUACUUGAUUGCCUGCCUUACUUCCAACCAUUGGUUCUCGAUAGCGGUUGGGCCGUGAUGUGGCUGAUUGGUUGUUUGACGUGUGACACGCAUACAAAGGCCAAACAGCGCCUCAUUAUGGAUCUCGCUAAGUCUAAAUACUCCUCUCUCCAUCACUUUCGUUCUUACGGCGACCUUAACAUAGUCACCGCCGCGAUUGAAGCUGACCCUUACCAGCCUGGUGCGCAAUACGAGCCCCGCUUUUCAGAAUAUUCCCAGGAUGACCACGACAGAGGCUUGCAGGGGACUCCGCCGGAUCGUCCCAGUCGACGACGCUCCCGACGACGCGACGAUCGAUAUUAUCGCAAUCCACGGAUUGGGCACCGAGUCGCCGCGGACAUGGGAGUUUAAGAAAAGAAGUGGGGAUGGGGUUGUGAACUGGCUGUCGGACGGCGACAUGCUGCCGGCAGCCCUACCAAAGGCCUGCAUAUAUACGUACGACUGGAAUGCAAACUACUUCGCAGAUGCACCCGUGCAGACGCUACUCGGCCAUGCCGAUACGCUACUCGGUCUUAUAGCCGAAGGCCGUGGUUCGCAAACGCGACCGAUUAUCUUCGUCGCCUCUUGUUUUGGAGGGCUUAUUCUGGCCGAGGCAAUCAUCCGAGCCGCCCAGGAAGGCAGCGCCUAUAAACAUAUCCUGCUUUCCACUGUCGGCAUCGUGUUUCUCGCCACUCCAUUCCAGGGUAGUGAUGCUGCGAAGCAGGCUCGGUGGCAGGUGCUGGUUAAAGGCAUUAUGGGAGAGCAGGCCUCUGACCAACUCAUAAAAGACCUCGAGCAGAGCCACGACUUCGUCCACCAGCGCGUUCAGAAGUUCGCCGAGAUCGCUAAUGCUAAGGCAGUGCAACUGCCCCUGAGUUGCUUUUUCGAGACUAGGAAGACGGAGAUGUUAAGACGCAUUCUAUCGCCGGGGUGGGCGAAGCGCCUGUCAAGGAGUGUUACCCGCAAGAUUCUUGUGACGGAGUCUUCGGCCUGCCUGCAUGGUUUCCCUCGCCAAGGCUUGGAUGCGACCCAUUCAGGGAUGAACAAAUUCCAAGGUCCAGAAUGUCCCAACUUUAAAUUUGUUAAAGAUGCGGUCAGGAAACUCGCUGGAGACGCAUCGGUUGUUUUAAAACUGCGGAAGAACUCUACCGUGAAGGGACACUGGAUCGUCCGGUUCGGACGUAAUAAGGAAUUCGUCGGGCGUGAAUCAAUUCUCGAAGAUCUUUUAAGAGGGUCUGGGGGUUGGAAAGACGCAGAUCGCGCUGGAGACCGCUUAUCGCAUUCGCGGCGUGCAGCCGGAAUGCUCGGUCUUUGGGUUCCCGCUGUGGAUGCCACCGCUUUCGAGAAUGCAUACCGCGCUAUCGGCCAGCAGCUUAAGGUACCGGGAAUCGACGAAGAAAAAGCAGAUGUUAAGGCACUUAUUAAGUCCGUAUUGGGCCGCGAGAGUAUGGGUAACUGGCUUUUGAUUAUCGACAACGCCGACGAUGAAAAGCUACUCUUUGGGGAUACCGCCCUUACCUACUAUCUUCCAUUCAGCCGAAAAGGAUCUAUUCUUUUCACAACCCGAAACCACAAACUUGGAUUAAGGCUGGUCGAGUCUGAAAAUCAUAUUAUCGCAGUUGAAGAAAUGAGCAAAGACGAGGCCCUUAAGCUAUUAGGGAAAAACCUAAAAGGUUCUCAGAUGAGCGACACAAGAAGCAACAAUGCGUUGCUAGAGUUUCUUGCUAACCUCCCUCUGGCAAAACGGCAGGCGUCUGCUUAUAUGGCCAAGGAGCAGAUCUCGACUGCGCGGUACCUCAAGCUGUGCAAGUCCAGUGAUGAGGAUAUGGUUAAGUUGUUGAGUAGUCACUUUGACGACCGACACCGAUAUAAGAACAUUCAAAAUGCUGUCGCCACAACUUGGCUGAUUUCGUUCCAGCAAAUCUCAGAUCACGACGCGCUGGCGGCUGACUACCUCAGAUUUCUGUGUUUUCUAGCCGGGAAGGAUAUUCCGCACUCCCUGUUGCCGCCGGCGGGGACGCUAGAGACAGUUGAAGCAAUCGGGACCCUGAAGGCGUAUGCAUUUAUCUCCCAACAGAAUGAGUCGGAUAGCUACGAUAUCCAUCGGCUAGUUCAGAUAUCGAUGCUGAGCUGGUUAGAUGGAAAGGGAGAGCGACAGGAAUGGACGGCCAAAGUGUUAGAACGGCUUAACGAUAUAUUUCCUUGGCCCAAACACGAAAACCGAGAAGAGUGGAUAAGGUAUCUUCCUCAUACGCUACAUGCUCUUCAACUACGGAAGAGAACAGAUGACGAGGAAGCGACAACAGGUCUUCUUUCCAAAGUGGGUGAGAGCUUUCGCAAUUUAGGGAAGUAUAAGGAGGCCGAGCAGAUGCAUCGGCAGGAGCUCCAGCUAAGAGAGAAGGUUUUGGGCAAGGAGCAUCCUGACACGCUCACCAGCAUGGACAACCUUGCGAUUGUGCUUGAUAGCCAGGGGAAGUAUGAGGAGGCCGAGCGGAUGCAUCGGCAGGCGCUGCAGCUAAGGGAGAAGGUGUUGGGCAAGGAGCAUCCCGACACGCUCACCAGCAUGGACAACCUUGCGCUUGUGCUUCAUAGCCAGGGGAAGUAUGAGGAGGCCGAGCAGAUGCAUCGGCAGGAGCUGCAGCUAUCGGAGAAGGUGUUGGGCAAGGAGCAUCCCGACACGCUCACCAGCAUGGACAACCUUGCGCUUGUGCUUGAUAGCCAGGGGAAGUAUGAGGAGGCCGAGCAGAUACAUCGGCAGGCGCUGCAGCUAAGGGAGAAGGUGUUGGGCAAGGAGCAUCCCGACACGCUCACCAGCAUGAACAACCUUGCGCUUGUGCUCGACAGCCAGGGGAAGUAUGAGGAGGCCGAGCAGAUGCAUCGGCAGGCGCUGCAGCUAUCUGAGAAGGUGUUGGGCAAGGAACAUCCCGACACGCUCACCAGCAUGAACAACCUUGCGCUUGUGCUUCGUAGCCAGGGGAAGUAUGAGGAGGCCGAGCAGAUGCAUCGGCAGGAGCUGCAGCUAAGAGAGAAGGUGUCGGAAAACAGAUGA
This is a messenger RNA of Podospora pseudocomata, 3112 nucleotides long. RefSeq lists its product as uncharacterized. The transcript is spliced from 7 exons. Gene Ontology annotation, molecular function: protein binding. NCBI's taxonomy places the organism in Eukaryota, Fungi, Ascomycota, Sordariomycetes, Sordariales, Podosporaceae. Gene Ontology annotation, cellular component: kinesin complex. The record is from RefSeq and is a predicted model, not a curated record. Bases 305 to 3112 code for a protein of 935 amino acids.